Messenger RNA from Microdochium trichocladiopsis, 1025 nucleotides. RefSeq names its product caffeine-induced death protein 2. Bases 267 to 869 code for a protein of 200 amino acids. The record is from RefSeq and is a predicted model, not a curated record. Gene Ontology annotation, cellular component: mitochondrial intermembrane space; mitochondrion. NCBI's taxonomy places the organism in Eukaryota, Fungi, Ascomycota, Sordariomycetes, Xylariales, Microdochiaceae. The transcript is spliced from 2 exons.
UGCUUAAAGCUCUCAGGAAGAUGACCUGUAGACACACUGAAUGCAGCUGUUGUGACUUCCUGCUUCAAGAUAGCAUUGUUGUCACACCUCUUCUCCUCUGUAACCUGGCAUCGAAAUAGUGCCUCAGCCUUGAUACCCCGCGGGUCUGAGUCGAGAGAGGCCAACCCUGUGUAAAUCAGCCGGCUACUGCAGUCAUCCUGGCUGGGUUUUUAUGGUCAAAGGCACCGGCGCCAUUGUCGGGCAGCUCGAGCGAUGCGAGCACGAACAUGACUGAAGCAUCUGCCCAGGCCAGGCUCACGCCACAGUUCUGCUUCUCCACCGUUGCCUUGAGAGAUUUUCUGCGUCUCUCCCGAAGUACGGUAGACGACUCCAUCACGCAGAGCCUCAAUGCUCUAGUCACGCCUGCCAAGGCUGGGUUCGAUCCCCGGUCUACCGCCUCGAGAGCGCCUCAUGGGCCUCGGCAGCCCAUAGGCGCGGCAGCGUGCGAAGAUUUCAAGGGCAAAGUCCUGUUUCCGUCCUGGCAGAGUCGAUCGGAUGUCCUUACGUACUGCUCGCUUGUUGCAACGAGCCCAGAUCCGGACGACCCGGAGAUCGCUUUGCGAGCCUCCGAGACGGAGAAGAACCGAGACCGGAUAGUCGACGAGCGACUUGAUCCGUACUCGGCGCGGUUCUUCCCCAGAGAGGCGCGGACGGAGCAGUUGGCGAACCUGAUGCGGCAGGAACGAGGCGUGGAGAAGAUUGUUCGAUCGCGGACUUGGGCAGUGCUGGGUGAGCGGUGCGGAACUUCUCCAAUUGACGCCGAGCAGGCACUCGACACAUGGAGGCGCGAGCAGCAGAAGUCGAGCCCUCAACGCGAACUGGGGACCUAGUUGAAAGUGCAGAGGUGGGUUUAAUGGUUUAGGGGGUUCAUCAGCAUGGCGUUGUGUUGUUUCUAGUCUAGAACUAGUUAUUACCACUCUUUCUGUACGAUAAGAUGGCAUAGCAUGGAAUCAGUGUACAGAUAUCCCAAUCCAUUUAUUUCAAUG